Lingula anatina is the source of this 1898-nucleotide messenger RNA. Its product is annotated as succinate--CoA ligase [GDP-forming] subunit beta, mitochondrial-like. NCBI's taxonomy places the organism in Eukaryota, Metazoa, Brachiopoda, Lingulata, Lingulida, Lingulidae. Gene Ontology annotation, biological process: tricarboxylic acid cycle; succinyl-CoA metabolic process. The record is from RefSeq and is a predicted model, not a curated record. Gene Ontology annotation, molecular function: ATP binding; succinate-CoA ligase (GDP-forming) activity. Gene Ontology annotation, cellular component: mitochondrion; succinate-CoA ligase complex.
UAUUCACACCGAGAUCAAACAUGGCUUCGCUGUGCCGCUGCCUCCGAUCUGCUGCUAGUUUAAAGUUGCUUCAGUCCCAGCCAGUUUGUGCUGCAGCAGUUCAGAAAAGAUGGCUGAACCUUCACGAAUACCAGAGUAAGGAGCUGAUGGAUUCCCAUGGGUUGGCAGUACAGAGGUUUCUCAUGGCAGAGAAGGGUGGAGCCGAGGCUGAAGUAAUUGCCAAAAAACUCAAUCCUAUAGAAUUUGUCAUCAAAGCCCAGAUAUUGGCUGGAGGCAGAGGAAAAGGCACCUUUGAUAAUGGUUUCAAAGGAGGAGUCAAGUUGACUAAGGAUCCCAAAGAAGUUGGCGACUUUGUAUCUAAUAUGGUAGGACACAGACUUAUGACGAAACAGACUCCACCAGAAGGUGUGUUAGUACAGAAGGUAAUGAUAGCCGAAGCAUUUGAUAUUGAGGACGGCAAGGAGAGAUACCUGGCUAUUCUCAUGGACCGUGAAAGCAAUGGUCCCGUGAUAGUAGGCAGCCCAUACGGAGGAAUGGACAUCGAGGAGGUGGCUGAGAACAAUCCAGAGGCGAUAUUCAAAGAACCAGUGGACAUUAUGACUGGUAUCACAGAUGAGAUAGCAGAAAGGAUGGCCACUAACUUGUUAUUUGAAGGAGAUAAUCAUAAACAGGCUGUUGACCAGAUAAAGAAGAUGUACAACAUGUUCAUCCAGAUUGAUGCAACACAGAUAGAGGUGAAUCCCAUUGCAGAGACAACACAGGGCAAAGUCAUCUGCUUUGAUGCCAAAAUUAAUUUUGACGACAGUGCAAGGUUCCGACAGAAAAAAUUUUUCGAUGCAGAAGACAAAUCUGAGAUGGACUGGAGGGAACGUGAAGCUAACGAGUCUGACCUCAACUACAUUGGCAUGGACGGCAAUAUUGCAUGCUUAGUGAAUGGGGCAGGGCUGGCAAUGGCUACCAUGGACAUAAUUAAGCUGAAGGGCGGGGAACCGGCCAACUUCCUGGAUGUGGGUGGCGGUGUAACGGAAAGCAUGGUUGAAAACGCAUUCAAGCUCAUCACAAAAGAUUCCCAGGUGAAAGCCAUCCUUGUGAACAUAUUUGGAGGUAUUGUGAACUGUAAGACUAUUGCUGAGGGUAUCACUAACGCUGCCAAGAGCAUUCAUUUGCAAGUCCCCCUGGUAGUAAGAUUAGAAGGCACAAACGUGGACGAAGCUCGUAAAAUUUUAGAUGCCAGUGGUAUGAAAAUAAUUUCAGCUACAGAUCUGGGAGAUGCUGCGGAGAAAGCUGUGGGCAGUAUAGCUUAGGUUGUGUUUUGAGGAUGGAGAGUUUACAGAAAUAGUUCUCAGUGCUUGUUCAAAAGUUCAUUGAACUGUUACAGACUUUAUGUGGAAAAUGAAGAAAGACUUGAAGAUCUUCCUCAGGUGUAGAGUAAAUAUCAUGGUUGGUGGGAAUAUUUUCAUGUGGGACUCAUUAUCCACGUGCUGUCUGCAUGGAUGAAAAAAUAGACAAUCCAAGUAAUAAAUGGGGUUUGAAAUAAUACUGAUGCUGAAAUGUUGGGUAUUUUUAUAACAACUGUAUACAGUUCUCUCCAAAGCUGCCAUAUUUAUAUUUUAUUUCAGUUGAAACACAAUAGGAGGCAAACAUGUAUCCAUUCGGUCCUUCUUGUAAUUAUAUAUAAAUGACUGGCUUUGUGAUUUAACUUAUUGCCAUUUGAUCAUGAUUUCUGCAUUUGAACAGUUCUUUGUCAGAAAUACUGCAAAUCAUGAUCCUCUAACUCUUAGUCGUAAUGCCAGUGGGUCGUGCUGUAUUUUUAUAAGCUUUUGGCAGAACUCUUAUAACGAAUGUAAGUAGGGUUGCAUUCAGUCAAUAAAAUACACAAUGUUUCUUUAAAUAUGUUU